This is a messenger RNA of Lymnaea stagnalis (great pond snail), 7899 nucleotides long. The record is from the annotation of a GenBank genome assembly. NCBI's taxonomy places the organism in Eukaryota, Metazoa, Mollusca, Gastropoda, Lymnaeidae.
CUGACAAUGACCAGCCGUCAGACUGAGUGCUGUAAAUACAUCAACUAUGCAAGACUCAAAUACGAGAUUGCUUUUUUAAUUAUUAUUUUUUUAUCAAUGCCGUCUGCGUUGAGCCAACACAACCAUGUACUCCAUGAUGACCCACUUAUCUCCACCUAUGAGGCGCAGUGCACUGUAUCCAGUAAAGUAAGCCAUCCACGGCCGGCAGUGUUGCUUUCACUGCAAGAUGAGCGCUCAGAGAAUUGGUGUCAUAGGCAGGUUAGUCUUGUUUUAACUUACAAUUUAAGUUACGACAUUUCUGUGCCCUCUCUCACACAAUCUCCUUCUCUCCCCCUUUCUCUAUUUACCUCCACCCUCUCUCUCUCUCUCUCUCUCUCUCUCUCUAUCUCUCUCUCUCUCUCUCUCUCUCUCUCCCCCCUCUCCCCCCCCCCUCUCUCUCUCACUCUCUCACACACUCUCUCUCUCUCCCCCUCUCUCUCUCUCCCCCCCCCCUCUCUCUCUCUCUCUCUCUCUCUCUCUCUCUCUCUCUCUCUCUCUCUCUCUCUCUCUCCCCUCUCUCUCCCCCCUCUCUCUCUCUCCCUCCAUCCCCUAUCACAGGCUGUUGUUUCCCCUCUCACUAUCAGUUUUAUCAGUCUGUGUGAUCGCAUAUUUAACUCUUUGUCACUCCUUCCCUUCUGGCUUUCUCUCACUCUCUCUUUCUCCCUUUUCCUCACUCCUAACUUUCUUUCACCGUUUCCUCUCAUCCCUCCCAUCUACCACCCUCCUUACUCUCGACGCUUUCUUUCGCUCAUCUUACUCCAAUCCUUCUAUCACCCCUUCCUUCUUCUCCCAGACUUCCUUCUCUCAGACCUCCUUCUCCCAGACCUCCUUCUCUCAGACCUCCUUCUCCCAGACCUCCUUCUCCCAGACCUCCUUCUCCCAGACCUCCUUCUCCCAGACCUCCUUCUCCCAGACCUCCUUCUCCCAGAUCUCCCUCUCUCACAUCUGUCUCCCUCUAGUCACCAUCAAAUGCUUGGAAGUAGUGUUGUUUUUUUUCUAUGUGUGGUGAAGGUUAAGUUCGACAAUUGACACAUUGAGUUCAUGAGAACUUGGAACAAUCGAGACACACUUGAACAAUCGAGACACACUUUAACAAUCGAGACACACUUAAACAUUCGUAACACACUCGAACAACCGAGUCGGGCUCGAACAAUCGAGAUACACUCGAACAUCGAGACACAUUUGAACAAUCGAGACACACUUGAGCAAUCGAGACACACUUGAGCAAUCGAGACACAGUUGAGCAAUUGAGACACACUCAAGACACACUUGAACAAUCGAGACACAUUUGAACAAUCGAGACACACUUGAACACUCGAGACACACUUGAACAUUUGAGAAACACUUAAACAAUUGAGACACGCUUGAACAAUCGAGACACACUCGAUAUCAAAUUUCAGAGCUUCAGACAAAAUAGCCAGUCUCAGCAUGUUUUUAAAAAGAUAUUGACAGGUGUGUGCGGGGGGGGGGGGGCGUCAGGGAUGAAAGUUUUUCGUCGGAUCUGUGAUCUCUAGCAAUCAAUGAACCACGACGUUAAGACAUUGCCAGUUAAUAAUCAAGGAAUGAAAGCUUCAGACAAAAGAGCCAGUUCCAGCAUGUUUUUAAAAAGAUAUUGACGGGGGGGGGGGGGGGGGGGGGGGCGUCAGGGAUGAAAGUUUUUCGUCGGAUCUAUGAUCUCUAGCAAUCAAUGAACCACGACGUUAAGACAUUGCCAGUUAAUAAUCAAGGAAUGAAAUGUUAUAUUUAACUAAAUGUAUUUGAAUCACCCCUAGACCAUCUGGCCUAUAGGAUACACAACACCACAUAUUGCCAUACAUACUGCCCUGUGAGUUCUUGGCCUUUGUUUUAAAAAAACUAAUAACGUAUAUGUUCGCACCGUUACAAGGUUUUGAAAAUUUAAUAUGUUUUAUAAUUUGAUUCGUGGAUACGUAGUAAAGAGCUGAAGGGAAAAAAAAAGUUUACGAAGAAACACGAUACCAAAGCUAGUUAUACUAAACAAUGUUCCAUUUAAUUAAAUGCAUUUAAAAAUACAAAAUCAAAUAGACAUAAAUUUAUAUUAAUUUACAGCACAGCGAGUGAAAAAGUACAAUCCUCGAAAAAUACAAAUAUUAAUACACACACACACACACGCAUGCACGCUCGCACACACACACACACACACAUGCACGCAAUACACAUUAAGAGUACAAAUCUGUAAGUAUGGGCCUACUAUGUCUAGGAAACAUUUUUUAAAAAGAGUCCAGGCUGGGAAAGCUGCCACCUUAAUUAUAGAGAUAAAGUUUGUAAUCUCCAGAAAAGACAUUUUAGAAAUUAUAUCACGUGAUAGCAUUCUUUAGAUCAAAUUAGACCGUAUUCGAACGUAAACAACCUUUUGUAAAUCAAGGCAGGGGUUGGUAAAAAAAAAAAAAAGAUUGGCUCUACCCAUUCAAUCGGAGGAGUUAAUAUUAAAGGGAAAAAAAGGUUGGGGGGGGGGGGUGCGGUUGAAUGCUACAGCUUGUGAAUAAAAGCUAGGUCAAGACACAAGCUAUAACAGUAUGUAAUAGUUCAAACAUUUCCAGUUCCACCCAGACCAACUUCGUUCAUAUUAAAUCUUCUCCCCAGCGGCCUGAUUGGCCGAAGUUUCUCCAUGCUGUUUGCUAGUGCUGGGUAUACAGUGGUCGUCUAUGACGUACUUCCUGCACAACUAGAGGCUGCCAAGAAAGAUAUUUGGCUACAGCUGAAUGCCUUGGAAGGUCAAGGCCUUCUCCGAGGAAAGCUUUCUAAGGAGCAACAAUUUGAGAGCAUCUCUACCACUCAGAGUAUUGAAGAUUGUGUCAAAGGUUCAUUUUUUAUACAGGUAGCCUACAACAGGGUUUGCAACAAUGUUUAAUGUUAGGUCAUGUCUACAAGUGCCUUAUUUAGAUACAAAGUAGUGUGCAGAUACUUAUUGUUGGCUCAUAACAAAUACCUAAUGAGGUUUCACAUGCCAUUAUUUGUUAUUUAAAAAGAUAAUAUUACCUUUAUUGGAUUGUAGCCUAUUUUUUUUAAAGGAACACAAAUUAUUUAUUGUUUAAUAAUUUUUUAAAGUACAUUAAAUCUUUCAUUUGUAAUUUGUAAUUUUGAAACUUUAUUUUUAUAAACCAUUUAUUUAAAAAUUUCAGCUUAAAUGUUUCACUUAAAAUUUAAAAAUAAAAAAAUUAAUUUGGAUAUUUUUGUUAAUAUACAUAUUAUGUUCCAUACUAUAAAUCUAAUAUAUUUAUGUUGUUAUGAUUUUUUAAGGAAUGUGUACCCGAGGUUCUUGACUUGAAACGUAAAGUAUGGUCCCAAGUGGACAAGCUCAUCAGUCCAGACGCAAUCAUGUCAUCAUCUACAAGCGCCCUAUUACCAUCUGCCAUUUCUGAAGGUCUGGUCAACAAGAACAGGUUCAUCAUAUCACAUCCCGUAAGAUGAUAGUUUUGACUUUUUGUCAUUCGGAAAUAAUUUAUAAUAAAUCAAUUUGAAUACCAUUAAGUUUAGUAAAGUUUCUGGCAUUUAAAAAAAAUAGUUUCUGAUAAUUUAAAAAAUUCAUCUAAAAGAAGAACUAGACUAGAAAAUGUAUAGGCCUAGUCAAUAUCAUAUUUAUCUCCAGAUAGGUUUACCGGAUAUGCUUCAUAAGGGGCCGUCCAUAAACUGUGUGUUAUUAUUUGGGGAAAAAUAUUACCCCCACUCAUCUCUAAAGUACGGGAUAGGGUUACCAUGCGCCCAGGUUUCUACGGACAUGGCCUCUUUUAAGGCCAGUGUCCGGACAGCUUUCCAGAAAUGUGGCUUUUGUCUGGGUUUUUACCUUGUUUGUCAAUAACUUCUUAUUUACUUUUCUGUGGUAUAUACUAUUCUGUUCCAUGAACUAAAUAUGCACACCAGCAAUAUUUAGUUCAAAUGUAAAGGUUACUAAGGUAACCACUGAAACUUCUGGUUCUGGAAGCCAUUUUUAUAAAUAUAACGCAUAGCAUUAUUGCGAGUUCAUGACAAAUGAUACAUUUUUCAAGUUAAAUAAAAAAAUAUUUGAUUUAAAAAAUGGUGAAACGUGUUCGUUUACAGAUGCACUGACAACCUAAUGCUUAGGUUUUCAUGCAGGUCCAUAUGAAUGGGAAGCUGAAUGUUUGACAUGUGGCAGUGGAACUUAUAUCUCUGUUGCCCAUAUAAGGACUCCCUGGAUUUAAAGGCGCACGUCCAAACGCCAAAGAAUGUUAAUAGUGUUCUAGGAAAAAUUUCAUCGACCAAAGUCACCAACAUUUUCCUAACACCAGGUUCAAAAAGUGAUAAAUCUGUUUCAGCAGCUGAAGGCAUCUUGGCAUUUGACGCUGUCCAGCACCACCACAGCUAUAGAUCAAUGGACUGCAGUUGUUGCUCAUUGAAAACAAUUUUUACCUGAUUCUGAUAUUGCAGGCAAAAUCCUGUCAGUUUAAUGUAAUGUGUACCGAGCACUCACUAAAUACAAUUUUAUCAUGAAAACUAUUUAGACUAAGAACAAUAUUUUGCGUAGUUUAACUUUAAUUUUAAUGAUACAACACUUAACAUUGGCGUAACCCUAGGAGCCAGCUACGGGCCACUAACUAGAUUUGAUGGAAAUUUUGUUAUCCUCUUUUUUAUCUAAGGACUUACUUCACACUUUCGAACUAAAAUUUAAAAUAAUAAACAACUACUCAACGUUUCAACUAAAACACACACACCUUUAAACUAUGAAAUGUAUAAAAGUGAAAUCUACUGUCAGAAUACAUCUAUCCUAACAGAAAUUUUAAUAUCACUGUCAAUAAAUCAGAUUCUAUUUGUAUCAUAAAAAAAUAUAAAAAUUUUAAUGUCACACAAGAUCUUUAUCCUCUUCUGUAACACACUGUCACACUUUCUUUGACCCCCUCCUACCCCCUCCGGAGCGUGACAUACUUCUUAUUCUAUAUCUUAAGGGCCCACGAUCAAUUUUUUGAUCAUUUUGGCUCCUAUGCAUGUAGAUGGGAUUAGCAAAUGUUUCUGUUACUGGUGUUGAUGAGGAAAUCAUGCAUUAAGGGUUUGAAGGCUUGAGGCAAUAGACACAAAUGUGUCUAGUGUUGUCGCCUCAACCGUUCCUUUUGAAAGAUGGUUCCAGUCCCUGAUUGUCUCGGGCAGGAAUGAGCAGCUCCUAUACUGGCUUCUUGCUGGUAUAAGCCUGAAUUGCCUGUCAUGGCCUUGUCGCUGUCUAUGGGGGAGAGGGACGAGUUUCUGUUUAAUACUGGAACAGUGGACCAGCCCAUUAUUUAUCUUGUACAUCUUGGAGAGCCUGGAUUGUCGUCGUCGUUUCUCCAAUGGUGACCAGCCUAGUGUUUCUAGCAUGCUGCCAACACUAGAGGUAUUCCUGUAGCGGUUUAGGACAAAACGUGCUGCUCGUCGCUGGACCGCCUCCAACCUGUCAACGCUCUUCUGGGUAAAUGGGUCCCAGACUGAAGAUGCAUAAUCUAAAACCGGACGGACAAAGGCUUUACACGCUCUUUCUUUCACACAGGAGUUGCCAAUCUUUAGAUUUUGCCUUAAGAACCCUAGGGCUUGGUUUGCUUGGUUACAUACAUUGUUAAUAUGCUCGUCCCAGCGGACCUCUCUUUGAAUGGUAACACCCAGAUACUUUACGGAGGAAACUUGCUCAAGUAUAUGGCCGUGCAGUUCGUAUUGGUAGUGUAGAGGAGUACAACUUCUAGAGAUUGAUAGUGUCUGGCACUUGGCAGGGUGAAAUUCCAUGUCCCAGCUCAUCUCCCACUCAGCUAACAGAUUGAGAUCAUGUUGUAGCUGGUCCUGGUCAGAUCUGUUGGCGGUCGUCCUAUACACUGCUGUGUCAUCUGCGAACAGUCUUGCCUGUGAUGUCAGUUUAUGGACAACCCCUAAUGUUGGGACAAUCAGUGGAUUUCUAAGUAUUAUAAAACUUCUUAAAUUAAACUUGGAUCUAUUGUAAAAAACAGGCCACUAAUAAUGAAGAUGGUUGCAAACUGUGUAAAUAUAGAUAUAAAGAAUAUUUGGUAUAUAGAUAUACAGAGAUAUUGAUAUAGGAAAUGUAUAUACAGAUAAGGUAUGUAUAUAAUACAAAUGUACUAUGUAUUUAAAUACUGUACUAAAAUACUAUUAAAUUAUUAAUUUAUAUUAUAUACUAGAUUUUAAGUGAAAGAUCAAUAUUAUUUUAAAAUGCUUUCUUAAUGUAGACCAACCCCCCUUUCUACGCGCCUGCCACAGAAGUAGUGCCAGCGCCGUGGACAGAUCCAGAUGUGGUUGAAAGAACUGUAUCUCUUCUGAAAGAGGUGGGUCAGGUGCCUGUACUCAUCAAGAAAGAAGUUCCUGGAUUUGUCCUCAACCGCAUCCAGUAUGCCAUAAUGGGAGAGUGCUAUAGGCUCAUUAGAGUGAGUAUUACAGAAAAUCAUUCUAAAACAUGAAAAUAAGUUAAUUGUCAAAGUUAAUAUCUCUUUUGCCAUUUUGUAUAGUAUAAUAUAGUCAACAUAUAGUCAACAUAUAGUCAACAUAUAGUCAACAUAUAGUCAACAUAUAGUCAACAUAUAGUCAACAUAUAGUCAACAUAUAGUCAACAUAUAGUCAACAUAUAGUCAACAUAUAGUCAACAUUUGAAAUAAAUUAAAGAGGAAAGUUUGGUGUUUUUUUUUGUUUCAGGAUGGAGUUGUGAGUCCAUCAGAUUGUGAUCUCAUCAUGUCUCAGGGAUUAGGUGUCAGAUAUGCUUUCAUGGGACCCUGGGAGACUGGAUAUCUUAACGCCGAAGGUAGUUUGUUAUUAAACUGUAAUACUGUACACCCCUUUGUUGAUAUUUGUCACUAUAAAAAGGGUAGUUUCUUAUAUUUUAUAUUAUUAAUUAUUUUUUUUUUACUGAACUCAUCUGUCAAUAACAGGAAUGUACAGCUAUAGAGAUCGUUAUGCAGAUAUGAUAUUGGGCAUUCAAGAAAGCUUUGGUCCUCCAGAGCGAAUGGAUGGUCCUACACUAGACCUCAUACAGGAGGACAUAUCACGUGUGGCAGGACCUGUAGAAAACAUUGCUGUUCGGAGGCAGUGGAGGGACAAGCGGCUGAUUGCCCUUGCCAAGUUGAAACAAGAUUUGGAUAAAGCAGAAUAAAAGAUUUUUUUGUUUGCAUCUAGUCUGCUUUGGAAGCAUUUAUAAUUGUGAAUCCAAAUAAAAAUUUCCAUGUCCCUGUGUGUUUUGUGCAAAGAAAUGUCAUGUUACAGUUUUGUUCAAUUUGCUUAAUUAUUGGUAUUUAUUAAUUUUUAUUAUUUAUUUAAUUGCUGUUUCCACAAAUUUAAAUGUCAAGUUUUUAUAAUUUGAUGAUCUGUACUCUCUAAUUAGAUAUUUUGUUGGUAUUGAAAUAAUUAAAAGACUUAAACAUUUGUCAGACCUUGAUUCUUAUAAAAUAUCUGGAAAUUAAGCGCUUGGAUUACAUUUUGAUACAACAACAAAAUAUUUACCGUACUCAUUCACAUUACUUUUGAUAACCAGUAUUUUUAAUUAAUUUUUUUUUUAAAAUUCAAACUUUCAGUUAACUAAACAAAAAACAUUAUCUCAUUGUUUACUAUCUUAUGUUAGACUAACUGAAUUCUACAAAUUCGGAAGAUUACAAUAUGUCAUACUAAUAUGAAUAUAAGACAACAUGUCACAUCCUUUUUUCCUUUGUCCAGUCUUUCAAAAUAAUUAUUAAGAGUUAAAACUUUCAUUUAUCAGUAAAAUUCAUCCACAAAUAAAUCCAAAAUCUUUAUGGCAUGGAUGUUAUCUUAAAAAUUCUUCUACUUCUUCUGUUUCAUCUUUUAUUGUUUACUUCACUCUUUUUUUUAAAAAUAAAAUUAUUAUUAUUAUUAAACCAUCUAAGUUGAGAUGGGGUUUUUUUUGUAAUA